UACCAUUUAAAAUGAUUGCUGCUCGUAUGAAUCGUAUGCUCUUCGCUAGUGCAUUGUCAUCUGCGAAGAUGCUGCCUCAGUUGAGAUGCUUUGCCUCGGCUGCCGACAAGCUCAUUUACAUCAAGGACGAUGCCACUUAUCAUGAGCUUCGAAAGGGCGACAAACCUUGCAUUAUGAACUUUUCUGCUUCGUGGUGCCGCCCUUGUAAGAUGAUGGCUCCUAUGUUCGCGCAAUUGAGUGCCACCAAUGAUCAUGUCAACUUUGUCAAGAUUGACGUAGAUGCGAGCCCGAAGUUAUCUAACGAGGAGAAAAUCACUAGCGUGCCUACUUACAAGCUGUACAAGGCAGACAAGCUGAUUUCUCAGUUCGCUGGUGCUGAUGUGAACCAGCUUCAAAUCAUGAUCGGUCAGGCAAAGUCAGCUUAAUUCGUAACUAGAUUUUGUU
Molecule: messenger RNA, 444 nt
Organism: Blastocystis hominis
Lineage: Eukaryota; Bigyra; Opalinata; Blastocystidae
Product: Thioredoxin
Exons: 7
Coding region: 12-425 (137 amino acids)
Source: RefSeq, a predicted model, not a curated record